Candidozyma haemuli is the source of this 684-nucleotide messenger RNA. RefSeq names its product MIND complex subunit. The transcript has a single exon. The record is from RefSeq and is a predicted model, not a curated record. Gene Ontology annotation, biological process: mitotic sister chromatid segregation. The coding region runs from base 1 to 684 and encodes 227 amino acids. Gene Ontology annotation, cellular component: MIS12/MIND type complex; kinetochore. NCBI's taxonomy places the organism in Eukaryota, Fungi, Ascomycota, Pichiomycetes, Serinales, Metschnikowiaceae.
AUGAGUGCAAGUCUGCACUAUGAAAAAAUAGCUCUUACCAAACAAGAGCUAGCACAUGUAUAUAAGCAGUUUGUUGACGCUGCACAGAAAAAGUACGAGCAGCACUUGCCAGUGUCUGGUCGUCAUGAUCCAUUACAGAUCGAGGUGGAGAACCUGGUGAACGAGAUGUUUGCUGAGGUUUUUGAGAUGGCCAAAUGGGCGCUUAUUGUGGAUGGGAACGAUUUUGCCGAGAAUGAUAUUUCAAUGAAGGAGUUUCUACUGCUCAGGCCAACUGAGGAGGUUAUGCCUUUGGAUACACAGUUGAACCUGAAACUACGUACGGUUAUUCAGGAGGUUGAAAAGGAGACCACAGAGGUGACCAGGCUUCGACGGGAGUUGCCUGAACGCGCUAAAGAUGCGUAUGAGCUGCUAAUAUCGUCUACUGACGAGGAUGUCACAGCCUUCAUCAAGAACCUUAACGAGAAAUACGAAACAAGCCAGGAGGACGAGAUCCACCCAGAACUACUAGAAACGAUCCCUAGCGCACAGGAUCUACUAAGCGAUUACGAAGAAAGCAUAGCUCGCCUUUCAGCGCUCAAGAACGAGCUACCGCGCCAGCUUGCCCAGAUGGAGUCAUGGAACAGCACGAUAGAGUUCCUCGAGGAGAGAAGAGAGCAGCAGCAGGCCGAGAAGAAGCUUCUAUAG